Anarrhichthys ocellatus (wolf-eel) is the source of this 7429-nucleotide messenger RNA. RefSeq names its product calmodulin regulated spectrin-associated protein 1b (gene camsap1b). Gene Ontology annotation, biological process: cytoplasmic microtubule organization; negative regulation of microtubule depolymerization; neuron projection development. The transcript is spliced from 19 exons. Gene Ontology annotation, molecular function: microtubule minus-end binding; spectrin binding; calmodulin binding. Gene Ontology annotation, cellular component: microtubule minus-end. NCBI's taxonomy places the organism in Eukaryota, Metazoa, Chordata, Actinopteri, Perciformes, Anarhichadidae. The record is from RefSeq and is a predicted model, not a curated record. The coding region runs from base 451 to 5127 and encodes 1558 amino acids.
CCUGGGCUGGUAAUUACAUUUCUAUGGGCAGAGCGCGAACACAUCCACCGGUUCUCGCUGCAAAGCCAGAGCCAAUUAUAUGUGUGUUUUUGUUAUUCUGUUAACUAAAAUGAGGCGUCUAAUACAGAGAUAGUUUUUUGAAUCGGAACAGCCUCUCUGUACGUCGUGUUUCUUCCCGGGAGAGCCCUCUCCCUUUUCUCUAAACCUGGCGGCUGUUUGAGCUGAAAGCCUGCCGCGGAGAGGUAGUCACACACAGGCCGCGAAUCGGGUCCUGUUUCUGGGAGGAGACCACCCAGACUCCUCGCCUCCCUUCUAGCUUUUAUUAGCCGGCUACGAUGCGCCGCUGCUGCUGGUGUAUUGUCUACACAGCAGGCCACUGUGAAGCGAGGCGGAUCCUUGGAUAAGUGUUUAAACUGAAGGGUGCCUUGGAAGAUACCACACCUUUCAAGGAUGGAUGUUGAUUUGUGUGCCGGUGGGGGCAGUACCAGGAGAAAGGUGGACUUGUCUGGGGUUGCAGAAGGCGCAAUGGACGUCAUACCGCUGGAGAUGUACGACUCGGCCAGAGCAAAAAUAGCUGCCAACCUGCGCUGGCUGUUUGCCAAAGCCUAUGGCAUUGACCACAUUCCAGAGGACUUAAGGGACCCGUUCUACACGGACCAGUACGAGCAGGAGCACAUCAAGCCGCCCGUCAUCCGCCUGUUGUUGUCCUGCGAGCUCUACUGCCGCGUCUGUGCGCUCAUCCUCAAGACGGAGCAGGCGGCGUCUCUGCAGUCACACCUCUCGGUCAUCCAGUCUCUGUCCAGGAAGGGCAUCUACGUUGUGGAAAGUGACGACACACCGGUCACAGAUGAGGACCUGGCCUGUGUGCCCAUCAAAAUGAGUGCUCACGUGCCGAUGAUCGAUGCCCUCAUGAUGGCCUACACAGUGGAGAUGAUCAGCAUUGAGAAAGUGGUGGCUUCUGUCAAGCGCUUCUCUACCUUCAGUGCCUCCAAGGAGCUGCCCUUUGACCUGGAGGACGCCAUGGUCUUCUGGAUCAACAAGGUGAACACAAAGAUGAGGGAGAUUACAGAAAGGGAGCACAAAGUCAAGCACCCCCCGCUGGAGUCCCCCAGCCACCAAAAGUCUCCCUCCAAAUGGUAUUGGAAGCUAGUCCCUGUGCGGUAUCGCCGGGAGCACGCUUCAGGCCGCCAGCUGCCCUUCUUCCCUCUGCUGGAAGACCUGAUGAGGGAUGUGUGUGACGGAGCGGCACUGCUCACUGUGGUCAACUACUUCUGCCCAGACCUCAUGAAGCUGGAGGAUGUUUGCCUGAAGGAAGUCCCCUCCAUUGCCGAUAGCCUGUACAACAUUCAUCUACUCAAAGAGUUCGCCAACGAGUAUCUGAAUAAGAGUUUCUAUCUGACGAUGGAGGACAUGCUCUACUCGCCACUCGUGCUCAAGCACAAUGUGAUGGUGUUCAUUGCUGAACUCUUCUGGUGGUUUGAGACUGUCAAGCCAGAGUUUGUCCAGCCCAGAGACCUCCAAGAGUUCAAAGAUGCUCGAACCAUAGCUCAGCCCAAGAGUGCCCGCCCAUCAGUGCCUAUCUCCAACGCCACCAAGCGCAGCUUCCUGGCCAGCCCUGGUUCGGCCGAUAACCAGAGCAGCCCCGAAGUCUGUAACAGGUACUUCCUGCACCCUGAAGACUCUGACCCCCUUAAAGGGGGUCCAACCUUCAGUCCUUCCCACCCGCUCCUGCCCCUCAGACAGAGGCAGCAGAAGCAGCAUGGAGAAGAUGGUGCAGGUGUCAGAAACCGCUCCAACUCCCUGACUCAAAUGGACGGACAACCCCGAGGCUCUGUUGUUGCAUGGCCCGACAAGAGGCAGAGACCGCUGUCCACGCUGAGCCCCUACAUGUUUCACUCGGCCACAGACUGCGAUGCAGACAUUGCUUCUGGCGACAGUGUGAGUCUGGCUCGCUCCAUAAGCAAGGACAGCCUGGCGUCCAACGUCAUCAACGUCACGCCCAAACACCAGAUGUCUGUCCACCAGCCUUCACAGGCUGCAAUGCGCCGCGUCAACGGCCACAGCCUCAGCCUCCUGGGAAACGUCAACAGUGAGGAUGGGGAAGAAACUCUGGUGGCAGUUGCGAGGACUGAUGCCGCCGUCGUCCCCAAACGGGUCGACGGGACGCAAGCAACUGCCGCAGCGGGACCCAAACCAUCCGCGGACUCCACGCCUGCACCUGAUAGCUUUUACUUAGAACCACUGAUGCCUUCUGUGAUCAAAGCAGCUAAAGAGAAGUCUGUAUGUCUAAAUAAGCAGGAGGAGAGCGGUGAGGGGCCCCACUCCUCUGGGAGGGGCUCUCUACGCAGAGGAGAAGGAUCUGCAUCGGCCGUUCGUAGGAAAGCUCCCUGCAGCUUGAACCGGACCUUUACCCCUCCGGGUGAGGAGGGAGACUUGUCAGGGGAGCUUCAACCGGGUCCGGUAGAUUUCUGCCCCAUUGUUACCAGCAGUGUGGACCCCUCGUCCAGAGAACCAGCUGGGGGGUUCUACCUUCAUUCAGAUUCUGAAGAGCCAAAGCCUGCCCAGGCCCUGGAUGCUGAGCUUGAGGACCUGGAUGAAGAGGAAGAGGAUCUGGAUGAAGCUCUUACCACUAAAGACCCCAACUGGGCCAGGAAAGCCCUUAAUGAGGACGAAGAAGAAGAAUCAGCCAAACUCCAAGAGGACAUGAAUGUGAAAGAGCACGAGGACAAAGACAUGAACGGCGGCAGCGGUUGCUCCAGCCCCUGUCUCAGCGGUCACUCCCAGGCCAGCAGCAUGGCCAGCGGCAGUGUGCGCAUGACCUCCUUCGCCGAGCGCAAAGCCCAGCAGCAGCGCUUCGGCAGCAACCACGACCUGCGCUCCAGUGCCUCCAGCUCCCAAAGGACCACUCCGGAUGGAUCGGAGAGCAGCGGGCCCCUGGCUUCCUCCUGGAGGCUUAAAAGGGACCAGAGCCCCUCCGGCGACGAUGGCGGCGGCGGUUCUAACGUAUUGGCUUCUGAAAUUGUCCAGCUCCGCAUGCAGCUGGAGGAGAAGCGACGUGCCAUCGAGCACCAGAAGAAGAAGAUGGAAGUUCUGUCGGCGAGGCAGAGGCAGAAGCUGGGAAAGGCUGCCUUCCUGCACAUCGUGAAGAAAGGCAAAAGCGACACGCUACCCAAACCACUCAAAGCUGACAUCUCGAAAGACGAGCUCAGUGCGGAGAGAGCACCAUCAAGUAAAGACGACAUGUGUGUCGAUGCCCUCAGAGGGGACAAAGUGGUGGCGGUACCCCCCCCGCCAGGUGCCUUAGCAGCAGAAAAGAAAGAGCCCAGCGGAAGCUUCUAUCUGGAAGAAGAGUUGGACCUGAACGAGUGCAGCCACUCCAUCGACCUGUUGAACGACGCCAUCGGCAGCAUCCAGCAACAGAUGAUGCAGCUGUCACUGCAGCAGGAGAUGUUGAUGAAACAGAAUGUACAGUCCCCGCCUGGUGCAGCUCAGCCUCCUCCCGUCACCGGCGACAAAAACGGCGACUCAAAGGGAAAGGCAGGCUUUCACUUUGUGGAGCACAUCGCCAGUGCCGGCCUCACUCCCACCAGGAAACCCCCCAAGCUGGGCUCAGGCCGGGGCUCCAGGUCCAAACCGUCGGAGCUAAAGAUAGCCAAGGAGCAGGGCCGGCAGGCCUCCAAGACCCUCACCCCCACUCAGAGCGGGUCGGAGACAUUACCACACCUAGGGCAGUUAGCUGGGGGCCGGUCCCCCAGGACCGAGCAGCCCGACAGCCCCAGGACCCCCACAGCAGCGGAGACAAUCGACAGGCCAGGGGCCGGCCACGCUCGCAGCGCGAACUUCCGCCUUCACGACGGGGCGAACAUACGCCUGCCGACCCGAGUGGACCUGAAGGCCGUGGAAGUGUCCUUUGACGAGUGCCUGUCCAACACCCAGAGAGAGUCCGACCUCAACUCCUCAGACGGUUCAGGGAAAGAGAACAUACCAUCGGACGAGGUGCAGCGCAACAGAUCCGCACUGAUCGAGGUGGACCUGUCUGUGCUGAAAGCCCCUGAGGAAGAGCAAGCUGCUGAGUACACGACAGGAGGAGGUGAUGGAGAACAGAAGUCAGUCAUGGGCUUCUUCUUCAAGGACGAGCAGAAGGCAGAGGACGAGCUUGCUAAGAAGAGAGCGGCGUUCUUGCUGAAGCAGCAGAAGAAAGCCGAGGAGGCUCGAAUCCGUAAACAACAGCUAGAAUCAGAAUCAGAGCUGAAACGAGACGAAGUCAGACGGAAGGCAGAGGAGGACCGCUUGCGGAAAGAAGAUGAGAAGACCCGGCGUGAGCUGAUAAAGCAGGAGUAUCUCCGCAGGAAGCAGCAGGAGCUGCUGGAGGAACAAGGCCUCGGGAAGCCCAAAGCCCCAAAAACCCCCAAACCCAAGCAAAAACACCGACCCAAGCCCGUCCUCAGAGAGGAGGCGUCCGGCGACAAUUUCUCCAAGUGCUAUUCUUCCACACCUGACAACCUGAACAACACCCCAUCAGGCUCCAGUCUGUCUCUGGCCUCCGCUGCCACCAACGAGGCCGACAGCGUCAACUCUGGAGGGGCGGGCUCUCAGCGCUGCGACUCCGUGGAGUCGUUUCCCGGCAGUCGUGCCAACAGUCGAGCUGCAGAAAGGGACUGGGACAACGGCUCCACUGCGUCCUCCAUCACUUCCAUGGCUGAAUACACUGGUCCCAAACUAUUCAAAGAGCCCAGCGCCAAGUCCAAUAAGCCGAUCAUCCACAAUGCAAUCUCCCACUGCUGCUUGGCUGGCAAAGUCAACGAGCCUCAGAAGAACCAGAUCCUAGAGGAGUUGGAGAAGUGCGAGUCCAACCACCUGAUGAUCCUGUUCCGUGACGGCGGCUGCCAGUUCCGGGCGCUCUACUCGUACUUCCCCGACACGGAAGAGAUCCAAAAGUUGACGGGGACGGGACCCAAGAGCAUCAGCAAGAAGAUGAUCGACAAGCUGUACAAGUACAGCUCGGACCGAAAGCAGUUCACCGUCAUCCCCUCCAAGACUGUGUCAGUCAGCGUGGACGCCAUCACCAUCCACAACCACCUGUGGCAUGCCAAGAGAGGUGCUGUGCCAAAGAAAAGCGCAAAAUAGCAGAUAGCCGGAUUUCCAACCCUCCUUCACCCAAAUCGUCUCCUCCCCAUCUCGCUUGUUUCCUGAAUAGACUGCAUUGACGCCCAUAGCCGCACUUAUGGACUUGCGGCCCUCUGUAGGUGGACCCGGGCAGGAACGAGGGAAUGUGUGUGUGUGUCUGUGUGUGUGUGUGUGUCUGUGUCUGUGUCACAGGUGGUCUGAGGGAUCGGUGCUUGCAACAAAAAGGAAUGCCGGCUGAAUUCACCUCCCAGUGAUCUCAGUGCGAUCUAUUCGGGUUUCUUUUGGCCCGGCUCGGUUUUUAUACGACUCAAGCAUGUGGCAUUUUCUUCCUCUCUGUUUCUCUCAUACGUGGUGGAUGUUCUUCUUCUUUUUUUUUUUUUACAUGAAGUAUUUAUUAGUUCAGCACUGUCAUGGUCGAGAGCUCAGCUGCAGCACUAAAGUCUCUCCUUUCGGACAACUUGGGAACAAAGGGAGGGGGGGGGGGGCAUUGGGGGAAUUCUGUCGCUCUUUUUCGGGAAAAUCCGAAAGCAAAGGACCUUUUUACAACCCUUCAGGACCGCCAGUCUGCUCUGCUGUCCCAACAACAAUCUCUUCCUGCGUGGACUGUUGAAUCGGUCGAAUCAGGCUGGCAUUGCCGAAUUUGCCUCACCGGGGAUCUCCAAAAAAAACAAAACAAAGCUGCUGCUCUGAACUGUCUUCUUUAGUCCCGGGGAGCUCCUCAGGUCUCCCUCAGACAUCCGUUGGCCUUUUCACGCAUCGUGGUACUAUCGUCUAUUUAUUCAACCGCUUUUUAAACUAGACGCUGAUCGUGUAGCACUGGAUAUGUGUAUAGCAACAAAAAAAACAGAAAGUUAACGGUCAUUUUAAAUACUUUUUGUUUGUCAAAACAUCCUUUUCAGGGAAGAAUGGGGUGACGGAUAGAUUUUUGGUACAUAAAUUAUGCUUUUUUUUUUUUUUUCUUUUCUUUUGUUUCAGCCUUUUUCUUUCCGAUUACAGCGAUGUGGUUUAGAGUCUGAGCUGAUGUUAUGUGUUUUCAUCAUAACGGAUAUUCUCUGAUGUUUAGAGCUUAGUUGUGUUUUCUCGCUCCACUGGGCACUCUUGAAUUGUCCUGUAUAAAGGUGCACUCACGAACACUUGUCGACGGCUUCUUUCAUGCAAUGUAACUCCCCCCCCUCCCCCGAGUGUUUUUGUUGGCCCGUCCCGUCUUUAACCACGAGCGCGGCGCACACAUUCUUGUUGUGAAGGGUGUUUUGCGUGUCGCUCUGUAACUGCUUGGAGUGACAGUAUUUGAUACGUUCAGAGGGGUUUGUGUGUGGGGACUGUGGUUCAGUUAUUAAACCAACAUUAAAGAACAUUCCUCCAAGGUGUUGACAACAGCUGCCAUGUUCUCUUCUCUCCGUCUUUAAAAGAAAUACAAAAGUGCUUUUUUACAAACCGUUUGUUGGCCUCCAGAACAACCAGAGUGUUGCACGAGCACUUUACUUUCUGUUUGUUGGGAAUUUAACCUUUUCAAAUGGGCAUAAACUCUAAGAACUAAUUGAUAAUCCUGCUGUUGUGCGCUCGUACAAAUUGUUGAAACUAAACCAACCUCUAAGAUUUAAUACUGACAUUUAAAGUUGAUACGAUACUACUGCUGUCUCCAAAAACAAGCUGAUACUUGAUUUCUCCUUUGCUGCAUAUUGAUUUGUUUUUGGGUGGACGGGAUGGCAGAUCCUUAAUUGUAUGCAAGUGUAUUUCUAUGUUCACUAAACGAUUGUACUGGCAUUUGGUCACCAUUUUUGUUACACUAGUGUACUUUUCAUCCUUGUUGAUUUUAUCUUUGAUCCCAUGCCAUCUAUUUAUUUUACAAAUGGAAGCACUGAACCGGAGCACAUUUUCAAGUGAAUAAAAGUCACAUUUUUCAUUUUUAUUCUUUUCUCAUGGCUUGAUUUGUCCAUUUGUGAGACUCCACUGUUUAUGUUAUUUCUUUAGACACCACACUGAUUUUAGUCUUUGCACAACCAACAAGUUAUUUUUUGGUUUUUCACAUUUCUUUCACAACAGGUGAAGCUGUAUCUUUUCACUGAAAUGUUAGUUUUUCUUCCCAUUUGUGAGUUGACUCUAACGACACAGGGUGGUGAGAAUCUUCUCAAAGCAAAGAGGCAAACAUGUAUCAUCCAACAUGAUGCUGGGUUUCCUCCCCUGGCGCUAACUGCCUCGCACUAGACCACCCAACUGGAACAGUGGCUUCAGCGCCUUGACGCCAGCGCUCAUAACCAUGGCAAGCUACGAUGUUUCUUUCAGGUGAUCACAAGACCCCCCC